GCCACAAAAUCCAAUCCUUGGCAAAGCUCCUUACUUUAGCCUUUAGGGAAGUGUGGUUGUCGUUGUUACACACCAUGAUGUUCCAAAACCACAACAACUCUCCGUUAUAACUCUCUCCAUUUUAUCUCUCUCCUGUUCUCUCCCAGCAAUGGCAACUUUACAAUCUCUUGCAUUCUCUUCUCCACUCUCUCACCAUCUUCACCAACCACGCUCUUUUUCGGGUAAGGUGUCUUUGACCAUCCGAGGAAGUUCACACUCCACAUUCAAUGGGCAGUGUUUGCAACUGCCUCGCCGUCGAUGGUCGCAGCCUAGACCGAACGCCCAAGUGCCUGGUUUUGUCAUAAAGAUGGUGAAGCCAACAAUUCAGUUCAUCCAAGGAACUGAUGAGCAGACAAUACCGGACGUGAGGCUGACCCAAUCAAGAGACGGCACAAAUGGCAUGGCCAUAUUCAAGUUUGAUCAGCCUUCUGUCUUUGACUCAUCAGGUGAAGUUGGUGACAUUACUGGCUUUUACAUGAUUGAUGAUGAAGGUGUUCUUCAGUCUGUUGAUGUCAAUGCCAAAUUCGUCAACGGGAAGCCCGCAGGGAUCGAAGCUAAGUACAUUAUGCGAUCUCCGCGAGAGUGGGACAGAUUCAUGAGAUUCAUGGAGCGAUACUCUAAUGAGAAUGGCUUGCAAUUUAUUAAGAAAUAAGAUGUUGUAUAUCCUUUUUUUUUUUAUGUAUUAGCACCACCCCACUUUUUCCACUUUCAUUUUCACCAUUGUUCACUUUCUUUUUCUCCUCUUCUUUUUGUAAUUUAUUUGAGUGAAAUUACAGGAAUCAAUCUUACUUGAUUCCUCUGUAAGUGCUUCACUUUCUUUCAAUUUAAUCCAGCCAAUUUUGCUCA
Molecule: messenger RNA, 885 nt
Organism: Morus notabilis
Lineage: Eukaryota; Viridiplantae; Streptophyta; Magnoliopsida; Rosales; Moraceae
Product: photosystem II reaction center PSB28 protein, chloroplastic
Exons: 2
Coding region: 149-691 (180 amino acids)
Biological process (GO): photosynthesis
Cellular component (GO): chloroplast thylakoid membrane; photosystem II; photosystem II oxygen evolving complex
Source: RefSeq, a predicted model, not a curated record